This is a messenger RNA of Schistosoma haematobium, 12553 nucleotides long. RefSeq lists its product as uncharacterized. Bases 1578 to 2198 code for a protein of 206 amino acids. NCBI's taxonomy places the organism in Eukaryota, Metazoa, Platyhelminthes, Trematoda, Strigeidida, Schistosomatidae. The transcript has a single exon. The record is from RefSeq and is a predicted model, not a curated record.
ACACUUUGAUUGUAACUUCGCGCGAAUUCGGUUACGUUCUGUAACCAAGCUUGUAUUCUGGCACGAUCUCGGUAUCCUUUCGAUGCCACGAGAUCGCCAGCGAAUACAUCUCGAUUUGGUCCAUUAAUUGCCUUCUGGUAUUUGGCUUCUCGGGGAUUUUAUGGAGUCAUUUGGAACGAGCUUCUUACGCCUUCUGAUCUAUUUGGCACGUGUUUCUUGGUAGCGGUGUUCAUAGUUAAUCUCAACUCGACGCCACGCUACAAUUGGUGACCCGUAUUUUGGAACACGCCUCUGCUUCUGGUCAAAUCUUCCAAAGAAGCCAAUUCGGUGAGUCUAUGAUUUAUCUAUCCACGUCUGUCGUAUAUUUUCAUAUUUAAUAUAUAAUAUACUCGACAUGACGGAUAACGAUAAGAAUAGUAUUAAUAUAAUAGACUCACAUGUAUGUGUACCGAAUCCUUGUUACUUUUUAUUCGCGUGACGAUGAAUUCCACGCUUUAUUCGAGAAAUUUUCCCCUAUUAUUUAUUCUCCUCGCUGACCCGGCUGCUUGGUACGGAAUGCGUUCGCAUAAGCAUUAACGUCUACCUCCCAGCAUCAAAUGGUUAAGUUGAACGGUUUCACUGCCAACUUAAAAGUGCUCUACGAGCACACGAGAACGACAACUGGUACGAAACCUUAUCGCUCGUCCUCCAAGGUAUUCAAACGAGCCUGAUGGCAGAUAUACAAUGUUCCGCCGCUGAAAUGGUAUACGGAACGCCAUUGCGUCUGCCCGGAGAAUUCUUCACACCACGGAGCAGACCUAAUUUCGGUAAAUCAGACAACGUCCGUCGACUGUCUGUAUUUAUGUGAACGCUGUCUCCGGUGUCAACUCGAAUACAACAUCGACAGGUCGCUCUCUCUCGAGAGUUAUCUACCUGUUCACAUGUUUUUGUACGAGUAGAUUCGGUACGCAAACCUUGGCAACAACCUUACGAAGGCCCUUUUCACGUGAUCGCUCGUCACGAAAAGACCUUCAAGGUUGAUCGAUAUGGACGCGUCGAGAUCGUCAGCGUUGAUCGUCUCAAACCAGCACACGUCGAUGACAGUGCCCUAUCUGGUAACCUGAGAUUCAAUGCUAGACCUAUUAAACCUAGCGGGAUCCUUAAAUCUUCUUCAGGUCCCACGCUAGAUACUUCUGAGACCUCAUUCUCGCGUCCCGGUCAACAGCACGCGUCAUCUGCACCGUCUACGGACGAGACGAUAGUUUCACGUCCAGAUCAGCAGACCACGCCGCCUCUGACCUCGGAUGAGAUUGCAGACUCACGCGAUACGAACGAGACUGCCGUCUCACGUUCCGGUCGCCGAGUACGGUUGCCCGUACGCUUCCGCGAAUAGUCGCACAGUCAACAACCGAUACGGUGUAGGAUUAUUCCUAUACUACACGUAUGCUACACUCUUCUUUUUUGAUUUUCUUUUUGUUUCCUGAGCCCACGCCUUCGACCAUCUCCGUUUGGUUCCGUCGACUUCAGUCAACUUUGGCGAAAGCUGGAUUGGCCACCCACGCUCUUGUCAACGUACUCAGUCGAUAUAUUAGUUUCGAAUGCUUGGCAUACGCUUGGUCUCGAACUUGGUCGUUACGGUCGCUUCUGGUCUUUUGGCUCAACGUGGUUUCGUCCUACGUCUGCAGCGUUUCUGGUGCGCACCUCUACGAACGCCCUCUUCAGAUUCUGGAUACAAACCAUUCUGGUGUAGCAUGCCAACUCGAGCAAUAAAUACAACACAUCGCUCCUGGUACUGUUCUCCGAAAACGACCUUCGUUGGCAACUCGACGAUCAACGAUCGCUUUCCUGUUCGCCAAUUCUUCCGUCCUACAAUCGCUCGUCAGCCGAUCAGUCCCACGAUUCAAACCGCUAUUUAUCGAAAGUGUAAACCCUUUCUAGCGGGGGCUCCUGUAGUGACUCACGUUUAUCACGAGAACACGACUGGUUUAAUAAAAACAAUUAUUAUUAUAACCAACUGUACCAGUGUUUGUUUUAAUGUGCUUUUGUUUGACUGUGCUAAUGACAGCUAUUUUGUGCUUCGUUUCCUUUACUUACACUUUGAUUGUAACUUCGCGCGAAUUCGGUUACGUUCUGUAACCAAGCUUGUAUUCUGGCACGAUCUCGGUAUCCUUUCGAUGCCACGAGAUCGCCAGCGAAUACAUCUCGAUUUGGUCCAUUAAUUGCCUUCUGGUAUUUGGCUUCUCGGGGAUUUUAUGGAGUCAUUUGGAACGAGCUUCUUACGCCUUCUGAUCUAUUUGGCACGUGUUUCUUGGUAGCGGUGUUCAUAGUUAAUCUCAACUCGACGCCACGCUACAAUUGGUGACCCGUAUUUUGGAACACGCCUCUGCUUCUGGUCAAAUCUUCCAAAGAAGCCAAUUCGGUGAGUCUAUGAUUUAUCUAUCCACGUCUGUCGUAUAUUUUCAUAUUUAAUAUAUAAUAUACUCGACAUGACGGAUAACGAUAAGAAUAGUAUUAAUAUAAUAGACUCACAUGUAUGUGUACCGAAUCCUUGUUACUUUUUAUUCGCGUGACGAUGAAUUCCACGCUUUAUUCGAGAAAUUUUCCCCUAUUAUUUAUUCUCCUCGCUGACCCGGCUGCUUGGUACGGAAUGCGUUCGCAUAAGCAUUAACGUCUACCUCCCAGCAUCAAAUGGUUAAGUUGAACGGUUUCACUGCCAACUUAAAAGUGCUCUACGAGCACACGAGAACGACAACUGGUACGAAACCUUAUCGCUCGUCCUCCAAGGUAUUCAAACGAGCCUGAUGGCAGAUAUACAAUGUUCCGCCGCUGAAAUGGUAUACGGAACGCCAUUGCGUCUGCCCGGAGAAUUCUUCACACCACGGAGCAGACCUAAUUUCGGUAAAUCAGACAACGUCCGUCGACUGUCUGUAUUUAUGUGAACGCUGUCUCCGGUGUCAACUCGAAUACAACAUCGACAGGUCGCUCUCUCUCGAGAGUUAUCUACCUGUUCACAUGUUUUUGUACGAGUAGAUUCGGUACGCAAACCUUGGCAACAACCUUACGAAGGCCCUUUUCACGUGAUCGCUCGUCACGAAAAGACCUUCAAGGUUGAUCGAUAUGGACGCGUCGAGAUCGUCAGCGUUGAUCGUCUCAAACCAGCACACGUCGAUGACAGUGCCCUAUCUGGUAACCUGAGAUUCAAUGCUAGACCUAUUAAACCUAGCGGGAUCCUUAAAUCUUCUUCAGGUCCCACGCUAGAUACUUCUGAGACCUCAUUCUCGCGUCCCGGUCAACAGCACGCGUCAUCUGCACCGUCUACGGACGAGACGAUAGUUUCACGUCCAGAUCAGCAGACCACGCCGCCUCUGACCUCGGAUGAGAUUGCAGACUCACGCGAUACGAACGAGACUGCCGUCUCACGUUCCGGUCGCCGAGUACGGUUGCCCGUACGCUUCCGCGAAUAGUCGCACAGUCAACAACCGAUACGGUGUAGGAUUAUUCCUAUACUACACGUAUGCUACACUCUUCUUUUUUUGAUUUUCUUUUUGUUUCCUGAGCCCACGCCUUCGACCAUCUCCGUUUGGUUCCGUCGACUUCAGUCAACUUUGGCGAAAGCUGGAUUGGCCACCCACGCUCUUGUCAACGUACUCAGUCGAUAUAUUAGUUUCGAAUGCUUGGCAUACGCUUGGUCUCGAACUUGGUCGUUACGGUCGCUUCUGGUCUUUUGGCUCAACGUGGUUUCGUCCUACGUCUGCAGCGUUUCUGGUGCGCACCUCUACGAACGCCCUCUUCAGAUUCUGGAUACAAACCAUUCUGGUGUAGCAUGCCAACUCGAGCAAUAAAUACAACACAUCGCUCCUGGUACUGUUCUCCGAAAACGACCUUCGUUGGCAACUCGACGAUCAACGAUCGCUUUCCUGUUCGCCAAUUCUUCCGUCCUACAAUCGCUCGUCAGCCGAUCAGUCCCACGAUUCAAACCGCUAUUUAUCGAAAGUGUAAACCCUUUCUAGCGGGGGCUCCUGUAGUGACUCACGUUUAUCACGAGAACACGACUGGUUUAAUAAAAACAAUUAUUAUUAUAACCAACUGUACCAGUGUUUGUUUUAAUGUGCUUUUGUUUGACUGUGCUAAUGACAGCUAUUUUGUGCUUCGUUUCCUUUACUUACACUUUGAUUGUAACUUCGCGCGAAUUCGGUUACGUUCUGUAACCAAGCUUGUAUUCUGGCACGAUCUCGGUAUCCUUUCGAUGCCACGAGAUCGCCAGCGAAUACAUCUCGAUUUGGUCCAUUAAUUGCCUUCUGGUAUUUGGCUUCUCGGGGAUUUUAUGGAGUCAUUUGGAACGAGCUUCUUACGCCUUCUGAUCUAUUUGGCACGUGUUUCUUGGUAGCGGUGUUCAUAGUUAAUCUCAACUCGACGCCACGCUACAAUUGGUGACCCGUAUUUUGGAACACGCCUCUGCUUCUGGUCAAAUCUUCCAAAGAAGCCAAUUCGGUGAGUCUAUGAUUUAUCUAUCCACGUCUGUCGUAUAUUUUCAUAUUUAAUAUAUAAUAUACUCGACAUGACGGAUAACGAUAAGAAUAGUAUUAAUAUAAUAGACUCACAUGUAUGUGUACCGAAUCCUUGUUACUUUUUUAUUCGCGUGACGAUGAAUUCCACGCUUUAUUCGAGAAAUUUUCCCCUAUUAUUUAUUCUCCUCGCUGACCCGGCUGCUUGGUACGGAAUGCGUUCGCAUAAGCAUUAACGUCUACCUCCCAGCAUCAAAUGGUUAAGUUGAACGGUUUCACUGCCAACUUAAAAGUGCUCUACGAGCACACGAGAACGACAACUGGUACGAAACCUUAUCGCUCGUCCUCCAAGGUAUUCAAACGAGCCUGAUGGCAGAUAUACAAUGUUCCGCCGCUGAAAUGGUAUACGGAACGCCAUUGCGUCUGCCCGGAGAAUUCUUCACACCACGGAGCAGACCUAAUUUCGGUAAAUCAGACAACGUCCGUCGACUGUCUGUAUUUAUGUGAACGCUGUCUCCGGUGUCAACUCGAAUACAACAUCGACAGGUCGCUCUCUCUCGAGAGUUAUCUACCUGUUCACAUGUUUUUGUACGAGUAGAUUCGGUACGCAAACCUUGGCAACAACCUUACGAAGGCCCUUUUCACGUGAUCGCUCGUCACGAAAAGACCUUCAAGGUUGAUCGAUAUGGACGCGUCGAGAUCGUCAGCGUUGAUCGUCUCAAACCAGCACACGUCGAUGACAGUGCCCUAUCUGGUAACCUGAGAUUCAAUGCUAGACCUAUUAAACCUAGCGGGAUCCUUAAAUCUUCUUCAGGUCCCACGCUAGAUACUUCUGAGACCUCAUUCUCGCGUCCCGGUCAACAGCACGCGUCAUCUGCACCGUCUACGGACGAGACGAUAGUUUCACGUCCAGAUCAGCAGACCACGCCGCCUCUGACCUCGGAUGAGAUUGCAGACUCACGCGAUACGAACGAGACUGCCGUCUCACGUUCCGGUCGCCGAGUACGGUUGCCCGUACGCUUCCGCGAAUAGUCGCACAGUCAACAACCGAUACGGUGUAGGAUUAUUCCUAUACUACACGUAUGCUACACUCUUCUUUUUUGAUUUUCUUUUUGUUUCCUGAGCCCACGCCUUCGACCAUCUCCGUUUGGUUCCGUCGACUUCAGUCAACUUUGGCGAAAGCUGGAUUGGCCACCCACGCUCUUGUCAACGUACUCAGUCGAUAUAUUAGUUUCGAAUGCUUGGCAUACGCUUGGUCUCGAACUUGGUCGUUACGGUCGCUUCUGGUCUUUUGGCUCAACGUGGUUUCGUCCUACGUCUGCAGCGUUUCUGGUGCGCACCUCUACGAACGCCCUCUUCAGAUUCUGGAUACAAACCAUUCUGGUGUAGCAUGCCAACUCGAGCAAUAAAUACAACACAUCGCUCCUGGUACUGUUCUCCGAAAACGACCUUCGUUGGCAACUCGACGAUCAACGAUCGCUUUCCUGUUCGCCAAUUCUUCCGUCCUACAAUCGCUCGUCAGCCGAUCAGUCCCACGAUUCAAACCGCUAUUUAUCGAAAGUGUAAACCCUUUCUAGCGGGGGCUCCUGUAGUGACUCACGUUUAUCACGAGAACACGACUGGUUUAAUAAAAACAAUUAUUAUUAUAACCAACUGUACCAGUGUUUGUUUUAAUGUGCUUUUGUUUGACUGUGCUAAUGACAGCUAUUUUGUGCUUCGUUUCCUUUACUUACACUUUGAUUGUAACUUCGCGCGAAUUCGGUUACGUUCUGUAACCAAGCUUGUAUUCUGGCACGAUCUCGGUAUCCUUUCGAUGCCACGAGAUCGCCAGCGAAUACAUCUCGAUUUGGUCCAUUAAUUGCCUUCUGGUAUUUGGCUUCUCGGGGAUUUUAUGGAGUCAUUUGGAACGAGCUUCUUACGCCUUCUGAUCUAUUUGGCACGUGUUUCUUGGUAGCGGUGUUCAUAGUUAAUCUCAACUCGACGCCACGCUACAAUUGGUGACCCGUAUUUUGGAACACGCCUCUGCUUCUGGUCAAAUCUUCCAAAGAAGCCAAUUCGGUGAGUCUAUGAUUUAUCUAUCCACGUCUGUCGUAUAUUUUCAUAUUUAAUAUAUAAUAUACUCGACAUGACGGAUAACGAUAAGAAUAGUAUUAAUAUAAUAGACUCACAUGUAUGUGUACCGAAUCCUUGUUACUUUUUAUUCGCGUGACGAUGAAUUCCACGCUUUAUUCGAGAAAUUUUCCCCUAUUAUUUAUUCUCCUCGCUGACCCGGCUGCUUGGUACGGAAUGCGUUCGCAUAAGCAUUAACGUCUACCUCCCAGCAUCAAAUGGUUAAGUUGAACGGUUUCACUGCCAACUUAAAAAGUGCUCUACGAGCACACGAGAACGACAACUGGUACGAAACCUUAUCGCUCGUCCUCCAAGGUAUUCAAACGAGCCUGAUGGCAGAUAUACAAUGUUCCGCCGCUGAAAUGGUAUACGGAACGCCAUUGCGUCUGCCCGGAGAAUUCUUCACACCACGGAGCAGACCUAAUUUCGGUAAAUCAGACAACGUCCGUCGACUGUCUGUAUUUAUGUGAACGCUGUCUCCGGUGUCAACUCGAAUACAACAUCGACAGGUCGCUCUCUCUCGAGAGUUAUCUACCUGUUCACAUGUUUUUGUACGAGUAGAUUCGGUACGCAAACCUUGGCAACAACCUUACGAAGGCCCUUUUCACGUGAUCGCUCGUCACGAAAAGACCUUCAAGGUUGAUCGAUAUGGACGCGUCGAGAUCGUCAGCGUUGAUCGUCUCAAACCAGCACACGUCGAUGACAGUGCCCUAUCUGGUAACCUGAGAUUCAAUGCUAGACCUAUUAAACCUAGCGGGAUCCUUAAAUCUUCUUCAGGUCCCACGCUAGAUACUUCUGAGACCUCAUUCUCGCGUCCCGGUCAACAGCACGCGUCAUCUGCACCGUCUACGGACGAGACGAUAGUUUCACGUCCAGAUCAGCAGACCACGCCGCCUCUGACCUCGGAUGAGAUUGCAGACUCACGCGAUACGAACGAGACUGCCGUCUCACGUUCCGGUCGCCGAGUACGGUUGCCCGUACGCUUCCGCGAAUAGUCGCACAGUCAACAACCGAUACGGUGUAGGAUUAUUCCUAUACUACACGUAUGCUACACUCUUCUUUUUUGAUUUUCUUUUUGUUUCCUGAGCCCACGCCUUCGACCAUCUCCGUUUGGUUCCGUCGACUUCAGUCAACUUUGGCGAAAGCUGGAUUGGCCACCCACGCUCUUGUCAACGUACUCAGUCGAUAUAUUAGUUUCGAAUGCUUGGCAUACGCUUGGUCUCGAACUUGGUCGUUACGGUCGCUUCUGGUCUUUUGGCUCAACGUGGUUUCGUCCUACGUCUGCAGCGUUUCUGGUGCGCACCUCUACGAACGCCCUCUUCAGAUUCUGGAUACAAACCAUUCUGGUGUAGCAUGCCAACUCGAGCAAUAAAUACAACACAUCGCUCCUGGUACUGUUCUCCGAAAACGACCUUCGUUGGCAACUCGACGAUCAACGAUCGCUUUCCUGUUCGCCAAUUCUUCCGUCCUACAAUCGCUCGUCAGCCGAUCAGUCCCACGAUUCAAACCGCUAUUUAUCGAAAGUGUAAACCCUUUCUAGCGGGGGCUCCUGUAGUGACUCACGUUUAUCACGAGAACACGACUGGUUUAAUAAAAACAAUUAUUAUUAUAACCAACUGUACCAGUGUUUGUUUUAAUGUGCUUUUGUUUGACUGUGCUAAUGACAGCUAUUUUGUGCUUCGUUUCCUUUACUUACACUUUGAUUGUAACUUCGCGCGAAUUCGGUUACGUUCUGUAACCAAGCUUGUAUUCUGGCACGAUCUCGGUAUCCUUUCGAUGCCACGAGAUCGCCAGCGAAUACAUCUCGAUUUGGUCCAUUAAUUGCCUUCUGGUAUUUGGCUUCUCGGGGAUUUUAUGGAGUCAUUUGGAACGAGCUUCUUACGCCUUCUGAUCUAUUUGGCACGUGUUUCUUGGUAGCGGUGUUCAUAGUUAAUCUCAACUCGACGCCACGCUACAAUUGGUGACCCGUAUUUUGGAACACGCCUCUGCUUCUGGUCAAAUCUUCCAAAGAAGCCAAUUCGGUGAGUCUAUGAUUUAUCUAUCCACGUCUGUCGUAUAUUUUCAUAUUUAAUAUAUAAUAUACUCGACAUGACGGAUAACGAUAAGAAUAGUAUUAAUAUAAUAGACUCACAUGUAUGUGUACCGAAUCCUUGUUACUUUUUAUUCGCGUGACGAUGAAUUCCACGCUUUAUUCGAGAAAUUUUCCCCUAUUAUUUAUUCUCCUCGCUGACCCGGCUGCUUGGUACGGAAUGCGUUCGCAUAAGCAUUAACGUCUACCUCCCAGCAUCAAAUGGUUAAGUUGAACGGUUUCACUGCCAACUUAAAAGUGCUCUACGAGCACACGAGAACGACAACUGGUACGAAACCUUAUCGCUCGUCCUCCAAGGUAUUCAAACGAGCCUGAUGGCAGAUAUACAAUGUUCCGCCGCUGAAAUGGUAUACGGAACGCCAUUGCGUCUGCCCGGAGAAUUCUUCACACCACGGAGCAGACCUAAUUUCGGUAAAUCAGACAACGUCCGUCGACUGUCUGUAUUUAUGUGAACGCUGUCUCCGGUGUCAACUCGAAUACAACAUCGACAGGUCGCUCUCUCUCGAGAGUUAUCUACCUGUUCACAUGUUUUUGUACGAGUAGAUUCGGUACGCAAACCUUGGCAACAACCUUACGAAGGCCCUUUUCACGUGAUCGCUCGUCACGAAAAGACCUUCAAGGUUGAUCGAUAUGGACGCGUCGAGAUCGUCAGCGUUGAUCGUCUCAAACCAGCACACGUCGAUGACAGUGCCCUAUCUGGUAACCUGAGAUUCAAUGCUAGACCUAUUAAACCUAGCGGGAUCCUUAAAUCUUCUUCAGGUCCCACGCUAGAUACUUCUGAGACCUCAUUCUCGCGUCCCGGUCAACAGCACGCGUCAUCUGCACCGUCUACGGACGAGACGAUAGUUUCACGUCCAGAUCAGCAGACCACGCCGCCUCUGACCUCGGAUGAGAUUGCAGACUCACGCGAUACGAACGAGACUGCCGUCUCACGUUCCGGUCGCCGAGUACGGUUGCCCGUACGCUUCCGCGAAUAGUCGCACAGUCAACAACCGAUACGGUGUAGGAUUAUUCCUAUACUACACGUAUGCUACACUCUUCUUUUUUGAUUUUCUUUUUGUUUCCUGAGCCCACGCCUUCGACCAUCUCCGUUUGGUUCCGUCGACUUCAGUCAACUUUGGCGAAAGCUGGAUUGGCCACCCACGCUCUUGUCAACGUACUCAGUCGAUAUAUUAGUUUCGAAUGCUUGGCAUACGCUUGGUCUCGAACUUGGUCGUUACGGUCGCUUCUGGUCUUUUGGCUCAACGUGGUUUCGUCCUACGUCUGCAGCGUUUCUGGUGCGCACCUCUACGAACGCCCUCUUCAGAUUCUGGAUACAAACCAUUCUGGUGUAGCAUGCCAACUCGAGCAAUAAAUACAACACAUCGCUCCUGGUACUGUUCUCCGAAAACGACCUUCGUUGGCAACUCGACGAUCAACGAUCGCUUUCCUGUUCGCCAAUUCUUCCGUCCUACAAUCGCUCGUCAGCCGAUCAGUCCCACGAUUCAAACCGCUAUUUAUCGAAAGUGUAAACCCUUUCUAGCGGGGGCUCCUGUAGUGACUCACGUUUAUCACGAGAACACGACUGGUUUAAUAAAAACAAUUAUUAUUAUAACCAACUGUACCAGUGUUUGUUUUAAUGUGCUUUUGUUUGACUGUGCUAAUGACAGCUAUUUUGUGCUUCGUUUCCUUUACUUACACUUUGAUUGUAACUUCGCGCGAAUUCGGUUACGUUCUGUAACCAAGCUUGUAUUCUGGCACGAUCUCGGUAUCCUUUCGAUGCCACGAGAUCGCCAGCGAAUACAUCUCGAUUUGGUCCAUUAAUUGCCUUCUGGUAUUUGGCUUCUCGGGGAUUUUAUGGAGUCAUUUGGAACGAGCUUCUUACGCCUUCUGAUCUAUUUGGCACGUGUUUCUUGGUAGCGGUGUUCAUAGUUAAUCUCAACUCGACGCCACGCUACAAUUGGUGACCCGUAUUUUGGAACACGCCUCUGCUUCUGGUCAAAUCUUCCAAAGAAGCCAAUUCGGUGAGUCUAUGAUUUAUCUAUCCACGUCUGUCGUAUAUUUUCAUAUUUAAUAUAUAAUAUACUCGACAUGACGGAUAACGAUAAGAAUAGUAUUAAUAUAAUAGACUCACAUGUAUGUGUACCGAAUCCUUGUUACGUUUUUAUUCGCGUGACGAUGAAUUCCACGCUUUAUUCGAGAAAUUUUCCCCUAUUAUUUAUUCUCCUCGCUGACCCGGCUGCUUGGUACGGAAUGCGUUCGCAUAAGCAUUAACGUCUACCUCCCAGCAUCAAAUGGUUAAGUUGAACGGUUUCACUGCCAACUUAAAAGUGCUCUACGAGCACACGAGAACGACAACUGGUACGAAACCUUAUCGCUCGUCCUCCAAGGUAUUCAAACGAGCCUGAUGGCAGAUAUACAAUGUUCCGCCGCUGAAAUGGUAUACGGAACGCCAUUGCGUCUGCCCGGAGAAUUCUUCACACCACGGAGCAGACCUAAUUUCGGUAAAUCAGACAACGUCCGUCGACUGUCUGUAUUUAUGUGAACGCUGUCUCCGGUGUCAACUCGAAUACAACAUCGACAGGUCGCUCUCUCUCGAGAGUUAUCUACCUGUUCACAUGUUUUUGUACGAGUAGAUUCGGUACGCAAACCUUGGCAACAACCUUACGAAGGCCCUUUUCACGUGAUCGCUCGUCACGAAAAGACCUUCAAGGUUGAUCGAUAUGGACGCGUCGAGAUCGUCAGCGUUGAUCGUCUCAAACCAGCACACGUCGAUGACAGUGCCCUAUCUGGUAACCUGAGAUUCAAUGCUAGACCUAUUAAACCUAGCGGGAUCCUUAAAUCUUCUUCAGGUCCCACGCUAGAUACUUCUGAGACCUCAUUCUCGCGUCCCGGUCAACAGCACGCGUCAUCUGCACCGUCUACGGACGAGACGAUAGUUUCACGUCCAGAUCAGCAGACCACGCCGCCUCUGACCUCGGAUGAGAUUGCAGACUCACGCGAUACGAACGAGACUGCCGUCUCACGUUCCGGUCGCCGAGUACGGUUGCCCGUACGCUUCCGCGAAUAGUCGCACAGUCAACAACCGAUACGGUGUAGGAUUAUUCCUAUACUACACGUAUGCUACACUCUUCUUUUUUGAUUUUCUUUUUGUUUCCUGAGCCCACGCCUUCGACCAUCUCCGUUUGGUUCCGUCGACUUCAGUCAACUUUGGCGAAAGCUGGAUUGGCCACCCACGCUCUUGUCAACGUACUCAGUCGAUAUAUUAGUUUCGAAUGCUUGGCAUACGCUUGGUCUCGAACUUGGUCGUUACGGUCGCUUCUGGUCUUUUGGCUCAACGUGGUUUCGUCCUACGUCUGCAGCGUUUCUGGUGCGCACCUCUACGAACGCCCUCUUCAGAUUCUGGAUACAAACCAUUCUGGUGUAGCAUGCCAACUCGAGCAAUAAAUACAACACAUCGCUCCUGGUACUGUUCUCCGAAAACGAUCUUCGUUGGCAACUCGACGAUCAACGAUCGCUUUCCUGUUCGCCAAUUCUUCCGUCCUACAAUCGCUCGUCAGCCGAUCAGUCCCACGAUUCAAACCGCUAUUUAUCGAAAGUGUAAACCCUUUCUAGCGGGGGCUCCUGUAGUGACUCACGUUUAUCACGAGAACACGACUGGUUUAAUAAAAACAAUUAUUAUUAUAACCAACUGUACCAGUGUUUGUUUUAAUGUGCUUUUGUUUGACUGUGCUAAUGACAGCUAUUUUGUGCUUCGUUUCCUUUACUUACACUUUGAUUGUAACUUCGCGCGAAUUCGGUUACGUUCUGUAACCAAGCUUGUAUUCUGGCACGAUCUCGGUAUCCUUUCGAUGCCACGAGAUCGCCAGCGAAUACAUCUCGAUUUGGUCCA